Lodderomyces parapsilosis is the source of this 1782-nucleotide messenger RNA. It is a transcript of the gene MNN23, whose product is annotated as Mnn23p. The transcript has a single exon. The record is from RefSeq and is a predicted model, not a curated record. Gene Ontology annotation, molecular function: alpha-1,2-mannosyltransferase activity. Gene Ontology annotation, cellular component: Golgi apparatus. The coding region runs from base 1 to 1782 and encodes 593 amino acids. Gene Ontology annotation, biological process: mannan biosynthetic process. Lineage: Eukaryota; Fungi; Ascomycota; Pichiomycetes; Serinales; Debaryomycetaceae.
AUGAGAAGCAAGAUCUUACAAAAAAUAUCAAGACACAGAGUAAAGGUGUUGAUCAUCUUAUUCAUCCUCGGAUUUGUGUCGUAUUCUUUACUUGAAUCACUAAGAAACUAUAAUUGGAUUGCAAAUGAAGAUGAGUCCUUUUCAAUAGCCUCUCUGAAGCAAUCAAUUAAUGAUCUACAGCCACCCACGAAGCCAGAGGCAGAUCUUGGAACCGAAAACGCCGAUGGUCAACAUACAACAAAGACAUCGUUAAGCAAUGCUCACAAGUUUUGGAAACAGAUUUUCACCAUCUUUGAUGAGAACAAAAUGAAUCUCGAAGACAAAUUCGGUAAACUCAUAGAAUACACGGAUAAGUCUAAGCAUUUAGACGGGCCAAAGACUAAAGAAGCUUUGCUCUCACGUGCAACAAUGCUGGAUGAGGUUGUUUCAGAGCUCAAGAAAAGGCACACUCGAGUUGUGCUGCAAUUACCAAGCGAUAUUGCAGAUACCACAUACAACAAGGGAACAACGGGAGUGGUGUUUAUUGGUGGUGCAAAGUUUUCCUGGCUUACGUACUUGGCCAUUAUUGCUUUACGAGAGACCGGAACGAAGUUACCUGUUGAAGUCAUAAUGCCAAAGAAACUGGAUUACACGAAAGAACGGGAUUUUUGCGAUAAUUUGUUACCAGAACUUGGAGCUAGAUGCGUAAUUGUGCCCGAUACUAUUGGAGAGUCGGCUUUGAAUGGCAGAAGUCUAUACGCGUACCAAUUCAAAUCAAUUGCUUUGGCUAUAUCAUCUUUCCAACAUAUACUUUUGCUCGAUUCUGAUAACAUCAUUGUGUCUAAUCCUGAUCUUGUUUUCGACAGUCCCCUUUACAAAAAAUUUGGUAUGAUAACUUGGCCCGACUACUGGAAAAGAACUAUAUACCCAAAGUACUACGAUAUUGCAGGAUUAAAAGUAAACGAAAAUAAAAGAGCUAGAUACGAUCGGUUCCCACUAUUUGAGCCGGUGAAUCUGAAAGGAGCACUUGCUGUUGGGCCACAAGAUGCCGUACCUUACCAUGAUUUAGAAGGUGCUGUUCCGGACUUGUCAACUGAAUCUGGCCAGCUCGUUAUCAAUAAGGCCACACAUGGGAAGACAAUUUUGUUGUCCUUGUACUAUAACAUUUAUGGUCCCGAUAUAUUUUACAAAUUGUUCUCAUUGGGUGAACAGGGAGAAGGUGACAAGGACACUUUUGUGACAGCGGCCAUCGUGUGCAAUGAACCCCAUUACCUGGUUAAAUCUUUUAUUUUAUCUCCAGGAUAUUUUGACAACAAUAACAAGUUUAAUGGAGUAGCAAUGGCUCAAAAAAAUCCCUUGAAUGACUAUGAUUUGUUCAACGAGCUAGUGGUCAAUACUUUUGCCAAAAGUGGUCAAAGCACCAGCGUUCCUGAUCAAAUCAAACAUUUGGAUGCUCUAACGAAAAAGGAGUUUGACAGUUACAAUAAUAUACCAAUAUUUGCAAUUCAUUGCAAUCACCCCAAAUUAGAUCCAGUGCUCUACAUGCAACGAGAUGACAUUUACGAUUCCGUGGAGAAAAGAUUGAAAUACAGGCUUUACAAUGGUAUGAAGUAUGACAAAACAGUUUUGAGCUCGCCAAAGGAAAAAUCUGUCGAGACCGAUUUCGAAUACGAGCAGUGGCUUCAUAUUCAAGAUGCACUUUGUAUCAAAAAGUUAAAAUUCGAACACUUCAAAGAUGUGAACCCAAGUGAAUUGUGUGAUUUCGUCAAUAAUCAAGUUAAAUGGUUACUGCCUCAUGUAUAG